Messenger RNA from Trichoplusia ni (cabbage looper), 975 nucleotides. RefSeq names its product cell cycle checkpoint protein RAD1 (gene Rad1). Lineage: Eukaryota; Metazoa; Arthropoda; Insecta; Lepidoptera; Noctuidae. The transcript has 6 exons. Gene Ontology annotation, molecular function: 3'-5' exonuclease activity. The record is from RefSeq and is a predicted model, not a curated record. Bases 97 to 909 code for a protein of 270 amino acids. Gene Ontology annotation, biological process: DNA repair; DNA damage checkpoint signaling. Gene Ontology annotation, cellular component: nucleus; checkpoint clamp complex.
GAAUUGCAUUGAUUCUUGGCAAGACAACGGAACACGAAGUUACUCAAGACCAGUAUUUGAUGUUAUUACGUUCUAUGUACAAUAUUGAGGAUAAUAAUGGAUGAAGGAACAUCACAGUACUAUUUUACAGCGUCUAUGGACUCUGGAAAGACACUAUGCAGUUUAUUAAAAGCUAUACAGUUUCAAGAGACAGCAAUCUUCUGUGCCCUACCAGAAGGUCUGAAGCUUACUGUUGAGGAAGGCAAAUGUGUGCAAGCUUCUGCCUAUGUACCCUCCGACAACUUCACAGAGUACCAUGUCAGAGAUGAUGUUGAUGUUAUGUUUAAGAUUAGUAUAGCAGUGUUAGCGGAAUGCCUGAACAUAUUUGGUUCAGGAGAGGAGUCUAGCCUGAAGAUGUACUACAGAGGUGAAGGUUCACCAUUACUUUUAGUUUUACAGCCACAAUCAAUGCAUAAUGUGAUGACCGACUGUGAGAUAUCAACACAAACAGCAGACUCUGUGUUGGAGCUCCGUGAUGAGGACGCCGCGGAGGUCGCAAAGCUCGUGUUAAAGGCUCCAGCGUUCCUAGGCCUGCUGGCUGACCUGGAGCGGUCCUGUGACAUCAUAGAAAUAAACCUAUCGCCUGAACAUCCAAAUGUCAGCAUUGUUACUUAUGGAAUGCAGGAUCGUUCUUGUAUCGACAUGCCUAAAUCAUCAGACAUGGUUCAGAGCUUCAGUUGUGAGUCGCCAGUCACACUGAGGUACCAGCUGCAUCAUAUACGACUUAUUAUGAAGGCUCUUGGAAUUUCCACUAAGGUAGUACUGAGAUGCAGUUCAAAUGGACUUCUAUUACUUCAGCUUAAGCUAGAGAAGGAAGACCAAAGGCAGAUGUUUUCAGAGUUCUACAUAGUCCCCUUACUCGACGACUAACACGAACUUAGAAUUAAGACUUAUUGUUACUAAGAUUCUUGUAUAAAUAAAAGUGAAUUUGCAAAA